CCUAGAGUCAAAUUUCAUAGGAGACGUAACGUUUGUGUAGUUCAACGUCUUGAAACCGUUCGAAACUCACUUGACCAUUCCACGCAUUUACAUUUGCUUUCAUUUAUCUUGCUUUAUCUAAUAUGCGCCCAUCGAUUUACAUUGCGCGUGGUCUGAGCCUCGCCACCCUGUUGAUGGCACUGGGAGUUUCUGCUUCUCUGGAUGAUCCCGAGAUCGUCAUCGAAACCACAUUCCCCGAGAGCAACCCAUUUGGCCACGUGGUAAACGGAGAGCGUAACCAGAUUUUCCUCGUGGUUGAGAAUAGGUCUGACAAGAAUGUAACCUUGCAAUCGGUUGCGGGGUCGUUCCAUCAUCCUGAAACUGGAACUCUCAUCAAAAAUACGUCUUCACUGACGUAUGGUUUCCCUCUGCUCGAGGGUUCAAAACUACAAAUUCCUUACUCUUUCUACUCUGAAUUCAAGCCGGGAGACUUGAGACUCAACCUUUGGCUAGAGCACACCGUUGAUGACGACAAAUACCGUGUGACAGCUUACGACUCAGUUGUGACGAUUGUUGAGCCUGAGCCAUCAUGGUUGGAUUUCAAACUCCUUUCCACUUACCUCGUAGUUUUCGCCGCACUUGCGGGUGUUUCAUAUGCAGCAUAUAAUGCAUACAUCCCUUUACAGAAGCCGAAACGCAAACGCCCAACUCAGGUUAGCGCACCUGUCGGCACAGUAACUGCAAGUGGUUCAGGUGGUUACCAGGAAGAGUGGAUUCCUGAGCAUCACCUCAAGAAGACCAAGGGAAAGAAGACAAAGCCCGACAAUGCUGUAGUCAGCGAGGAAUCGAGCAGUGAGGCGAACGGCACAGAGGGAAAGAGGACGAGGAAGGGGAAAAAGCAUUAAUGGGCCGAGUAAAACAAUUGUCUACUACUAGACAAUCUUUGCAUCCUACUGGGUAAUUUAUACGGCAGCGGUAAUCCUUGUGCGGCGUGUGGAAGAGUCCCAGAUGUUGAUAUCAGUGGAAGUAUCGCCUACUGGGCCUUGCGAAUACUAGUACCUUCCUCGAUAUCAUUUGUUGAUCACUCAUCCGUGCGUUUUGGAUCCCUUUUCGAAGCUGAGAGUUUUGACGUCGCUAGGAGCGGAUUAGAGCU
Molecule: messenger RNA, 1132 nt
Organism: Suillus subaureus
Lineage: Eukaryota; Fungi; Basidiomycota; Agaricomycetes; Boletales; Suillaceae
Exons: 8
Coding region: 123-884 (253 amino acids)
Cellular component (GO): endoplasmic reticulum membrane; endoplasmic reticulum
Source: RefSeq, a predicted model, not a curated record